Perca fluviatilis (European perch) is the source of this 2223-nucleotide messenger RNA. Its product is annotated as Fc receptor-like protein 5. Gene Ontology annotation, molecular function: transmembrane signaling receptor activity. The record is from RefSeq and is a predicted model, not a curated record. Lineage: Eukaryota; Metazoa; Chordata; Actinopteri; Perciformes; Percidae. Gene Ontology annotation, biological process: cell surface receptor signaling pathway. The transcript is spliced from 7 exons. The coding region runs from base 826 to 1698 and encodes 290 amino acids.
UCUUUUGCUGUGUGUGUCUGAAGCUGCUGUUGAGUUUAUAUUGUUUAAAUAUAUCUGUGUUGUUGCCAUGCAGCUUAAUAAUGUUAUUAAUAAUAUUUGUUGAUCCCGCCACGGUGUCCGGUCAUUUUAGUUGUUGGAUCCAAACAAAUGUGCAUAAACUGAUCCUGUACACAUGUGGCCAAAUGGCACUCAGAGACAAAAGACUCAGAGACCAUUCAGUCUUUCAAACAGAGGAUUUUGGCCUACAUGUAAGUUCCACAUCCCUUGCUCCUAACUCCUAAAUGAAGAAAGGAGAUAAGAAGGCCACAAAAUGGCUGAAUGACCACGAAUGAGUGGCCAAAAUGGUCAAACUCUAAAAACUACAACCUUGUAGUUCACACCUUUUCAGAGAUCUCUGGAUCCCCAUUCGCUUAACGGCCUCUGAACACAGCAUGCGGUCGGGCCUAUAAAACCUUCAGACCCACCUUUUUUCAUCAUCUUCCAUUGCAACCUGUUGCUGAAGGGAGUGCGCACAAGCGCUUGUGCUAAAACUUCUAUUUUCUGGAGAAAGUGGAUUUAAUUUCGGUGUCCAAAGAACAUCAGAGAUCCUAUGAAAAACGCACCAGUGUUUUUCAUAUCUGCAGGAGAGGACAAACAAAGAUUUUUCUUCUCAAAGUCGACAUCGCUCACCCUCCUUCUGCCCUUUUUUGGAGGGAAAGUUUCUCCGUGGCGGCUGACAAGCGACAUGGACCGGUUCUGUUCUUUCGUGGAAACCUAUGGACUGAUGGACUACAUACACUUCUUUUCAGAUCAGUUCAGAAGUGAUGCUCUCUGGUGACAGCGGUGAUGUCAUUCUCAUAUUCAUCAUCCAAUCCCUCCUCAGCCUGGGUGGGCAAGGUCAUCACCAUGGCAACAGCCUCUCUGACUGUGAGUCCCAGCAGAUCUCAGAUGUUUAGAGGACAGUCUGUCUCUCUGAGCUGUGAGGAGGACGACAGCUCUGCUGGAUGGACUCUGAGGAGGAACACAACCGGAGACACCGGGACCAGGAAGUGUGUCGACUGGGGAGGAAAACCUGCUGGUUCUUCCUGUAAAAUCAGCUACAUGGUCCCAGGGGACAGUGGAGUUUACUGGUGUGAGUCCAGAGAGGGAGCAACCAGUAACAGCAUCAACAUCACUGUCACUGGUGGACCAGUGAUCCUGCAGAGUCCUGUCCUCCCUGUGAUGGAGGGAGAAGACCUCACUCUGACCUGUAAAACGAAGAGGUCCUCCAACCUCCCAGCUGGUUUCUAUAAAGAUGGCUCCUUCAUCAGGACUGAGCCUGCAGGUCACAUGACCAUCCACCAUGUUUCCAGGUCUGAUGAAGGCCUCUACAAGUGCAACAUCAGCAGUGUUGGAGAGUCUCCACCCAGCUGGGUCUCUGUCACAGUUCUGACCUCACUGCUGAGCAGCACAACAAACCAAGAGAAACCAAAGACAACAAGAGCUUCUUUGAGCUCUCUGCCACGCUACCUCCUUGUGUCCAGACUGGUCUACCACCUGGUGGUGUUCUGUCCGUACUGCAUCUCCACUUUCAUCAUGGUGUGUUUAUAUCGACGCAGGACCACAGGGAAAUUCCUGCCUGUUGUCAUGGUAAUGACCCCGCCCACCCGUACUGAGGAGGGAAUGGAUGACGACUAUGAUGAUGUCAUGACUGCUGUCACCACCGAAUAUCAGUUCUGAACUGAUCUUAAAAAUAAGCUCAAAUGUAUAGAGUCCAUAAUGUCUCUGUACAUCAGAUACAUAUCGCCUCCUGAAUUCUAGCUGCCCAGCGACUCAGAUUCUCCACUGUUACAACAGGAAGCCCUUCAUGACCACCAGUCCCUAGGCCGUAUGCGAAAUGUAUUUUGCUCAGUCCCUGCCUAUUCCACUGUUCUUCAGUUUCCCAAAUAUUUACCUUCGAGUCCCCCCUUCGGACCCGUUCCGUCCACCCAGAUCCAGUUGGACUCUUGUAACUUUUGGAACGUUUGAAAUCCAUCCCUUUAAAGGUGCGGUAGGUAGGAUUGUGAAGAUCCAGGACUUAGUCAAAAAAUGUAACAUCAAACACUUCUCCGUCCCUCCCCUCUUUCCACUAAAGCCCCAAACUUUCUCCUAAGCCCCUCCCACCACAAGGGAGAAUGAAUGCGUGUGUAUGAGCAGUGAUUGACACGCAGUUAGACACCCCCCCCCCUGGCCCUGAUUGGUGCAUCUAAACAGGGAGUGGUGGCU